AUGGCAAUGCCACAACUUUCCGGGCGCACGAAGAACGCGGCGAAGAGAUCAAAGAAGUAUUUGGAGGAAGCUCUAUACGUCAAGCUUUUCAAACAAGGCAUCGAGGAGUUAUCAAAAGCUAUGUCAAGGAGAGGUAUGAACACGACAGUCAGUGAUCAAGCUAUCCAUCUUGAUCUACUCGCCAAAGCUUGUGGUAUUCGUGUUGCAGAAGAUUACUUCAUUAAUCUUCCUAAAACAUCGAAGAGCCACUUGACGUAUGAGGCUCUUCUCAAUUGCUAUUGCAAAGCCUUGAUGGCUGAAGAAGCAGAAGCUUUUCUUGAAAAGAUGAAGGAGCUCAAUUUCGGGUUAACUUCCAUGUCUUACAACAGUAUCAUGACUCUUUAUGAGAAGACCAAACAACAUGAGAAGAUUCCAUCUAUAAUACAGGAAAUGAAGGCUGACAGUGUGAUGCCUGAUUGUUUUACGUACAAUAUCUGGAUGAGGGCUAUGGUUGCUGCCCAUGAUUUAUCUGGUGUUGAGAGAGUUAUUGAUGAAAUGAAGAGGGACGGUUGAAUUGCUGCAGAUUGGUCUACUUAUAGCAACUUAUCCUCCAUUUAUGUUGAUGGGUUGUUUGACAAGGCAGAAAAGGCACUGAAAGAAUUAGGGAAGCUAAAAGACACCAAAAAUCUCGCUCCUUUCCAGUUCCUGAUAACACUAUAUGGAAAGACAGGGAACUUGCCUGAAGUUUAUCGAGUCUGGCAUUCCUUGAGGGUGGCAUUUCCUAAAGCAGCUUAUAUAAGCUAUCUGAAUAUUAUUCAAGUGCUGGUUAACUUGAAAGAUUUGCCAGGUGCAGAAAAAUGUUUUAGGGAAUGGGAAGUUGGAUGCUCAACUUAUGAUAUUAGGGUAGCAAAUGUUCUCAUAAGAGCUUAUAUUAAUGAGGGUCAGCUAGAGAGGGCAGAAGAAUUGAAGAACAGGGCCAAAAGAAGAGGUAGCGAACCUAAUGCUAAGACAUGGGAAAUAUUUUCAGAUUAUCAUAUGAGAAAUGGAGACAUCAAGUUGACGGUUGAAUGUUUAGCCAAUGCAAUUAGUUGUUGGUAAAGGAGACGGUCAGAAAUGGGUCCCCUCUAAUGAGGUUGUGAGAUCUUUGAUGGCACAUUUUGAGCAAGAAAGAGAUGUUGAUGGUGCUGAAGCUUUUACCGAUACUAUCAAGAAGGCUGUGGAGAGUUUAGGAGCAAAUGUGUUGGAGUUGUUGAUAAGAACUUAUGCAGCUGCUGGAAGGACGACCAACAUGAUGCGCCGUCGAUUAAAGAUGGAGAAUGUAGAGGUGAGCGAGGUGUGUCAGAAGUUGCUUGACACGAUCAGUAUUGAGUGAGACUGCACUUCGCUCUUCUCAGUUUUUCCCAUUCACUUCGGUAGCUGAUCGUUUGCGGUUAAAGGCGACAUUGGGGAUUCUAAAUUUUCAGAUUUUCUCAAAUAAUGAGUACACAAG
Molecule: messenger RNA, 1468 nt
Organism: Linum tenue
Lineage: Eukaryota; Viridiplantae; Streptophyta; Magnoliopsida; Malpighiales; Linaceae
Source: the annotation of a GenBank genome assembly